This is a messenger RNA of Drosophila elegans, 1487 nucleotides long. RefSeq names its product oxygen-dependent coproporphyrinogen-III oxidase (gene Coprox). Gene Ontology annotation, molecular function: coproporphyrinogen oxidase activity. The record is from RefSeq and is a predicted model, not a curated record. NCBI's taxonomy places the organism in Eukaryota, Metazoa, Arthropoda, Insecta, Diptera, Drosophilidae. The transcript has a single exon. Gene Ontology annotation, cellular component: mitochondrial intermembrane space; cytoplasm. Bases 116 to 1288 code for a protein of 390 amino acids.
GUCACACUGGCGACUAUGCAACUAGAAAUGCCGGUGAAAAUAGAUAACAAACAGACUGCGCUGAGGGAAAGUACUUAAGUUAAGUUACAAAUUUGAAGUAGGCGACAGCACAAAAAUGAACGCACUUCGUCACACGAUAUCCCUUGUGUCGCUGGGCACCUUCCAACUGGUCCGCCGAACCAGAGGCCAGCAUGUCCAGGGCUUUCUUCUCGGCACCGGACUGGGCCUGGCCAGUUUUUCGGCGGUCACGUACGCACACUCCGCAGAGGCGGUCAACCCAAAGGUCAAGGGGGUUCAGCUGAACACCUCGCGGUUCAUGGCCGAACCCAUUACGGACUCCAAGGAGCUGCUUGGGGACAAGGAUAACAUGCGGCACCGCAUGGAGCUGCUGAUCAUGGAGAUCCAGGCGGAGUUCUGCCGCGCCCUGGAGGCGGAAGAGAACUGUGGUCAGAAAUUCAAAGUGGACCGCUGGGAGCGGGCGGAGGGUGGUGGCGGCAUAACGUGCGUCCUACAGGAUGGCGACGUCUUCGAGAAGGCGGGUGUUAAUAUAUCCGUGGUCACCGGAUCCCUACCACCGGCUGCAGUGCAGCAGAUGCGGGCACGUGGAAAGAACCUGAAAGAGGGCGCCGCCCUGCCAUUCUUUGCCAGCGGCGUGAGUGCCGUGAUCCAUCCGCGGAAUCCCCAUGUGCCCACCAUUCACUUCAACUACCGCUACUUCGAGGUGGAGACCGCCAAGGGGGAGAAGCAGUGGUGGUUUGGCGGCGGUACGGACCUGACGCCGUAUUACCUCUGCGAGAAGGACGCCUGCCACUUCCACCAGACCCUGAAGUCCGCCUGCGACAAGCACGACGCCACCUACUAUCCGCGCUUCAAGAAGUGGUGCGAUGACUACUUCCGCAUCAAGCACCGCAACGAGAGUCGCGGCAUAGGAGGCAUCUUCUUCGACGACAUCGACUCGCCCAACCAGGAGGCGGCAUUCGGCUUUGUGGCCAGCUGCGCCCGGGCCGUGAUCCCAUCCUACAUGCCGCUGGUGCGGGAGCACAAGAACCAGGAGUAUGGAAACAACGAGCGCCAGUGGCAACUGCUGCGCCGGGGACGCUACGUGGAGUUCAACCUGAUCUACGAUCGAGGCACCAAGUUCGGACUAUAUACGCCCGGUGCCCGAUACGAGAGCAUACUGAUGUCACUGCCCCUGCACGCCCGCUGGGAAUACAUGCACGAGCCCAAGUCAAAGUCCGAGGAGGGCAAGUUGAUGAAGGUCCUGAAGAACCCCAAGGAAUGGGUGUAAGCCUGGCGGCGGUUUUAAUUAUUGUUAAGCGGGAAUUGGUGCCUUCACUGUGUGUACAUACAUAUUUAAACAUGACAUUCUUAACUUUUGACUCCUAAUAAAGAAAUGUAGCUUAUACCUAUCACCCUACUGAACAAAUUGGCGAUUGUAAAUAAAUUAUGAGACCUUUAAAUAAAGUAAAAAUUAUUAUGUUUUAAAA